CUGACAGUGUUUAGACUCAAACAGAUGAUAGAGGCACAAGAGGGUUUUACUGUUGGAGAGCAAGAGGUUUUCUUUCAUGGAAAUCCGGUAAAUAUCCGAGUUUGAGGUAUUUUCUAGAAACUGACUGAUGAUGUGGAAUUCUUUCAUACUCUCCGCGCGAGACAACAUGGAACACGCGUGCAUUGAUCUCUAGUCACGCUGUCGGCAUUAGUGCACGCUUUAGCGAUUUUUGCUUCAAUUCGUCAUUCUAGGAUCAAGUGUACUUUCUAAUCUAUCGGAACUUGUAAGCUGCUAAAUGAAUUUCUGUUGAAAGCGUUGUGUCAAUUUCAUUACUUUCCAUUGUCGGUUUCGGCCACAAAGAAGUUGAUUUGAAACUAUUCAGAAGCCUAGGAUUUUGCGGUCAAAGCGAUAGCGGCGAAAUUCCCUGCAACGCAGUCGUUUUUUGGAACAGCUGAGAUCUGACAUAAAUGUUGCAAUGCUCUUGUACACAUGACGAUUUUGCCAGCUAAAUAUUAAAACGUGACUGAGCAGUGCUUUGUGCAUUUCGGUAUUGUGUGAGGAAUAAAUUUCACCACCCAGGGCCAUCUAUUUUCUGCUUUCUUGAUCAAUAUUCGUUGAUGUUUUAUCACCAGCUGCAAGAUAAUCUUACACUGGGGCAGCAGAAUGUACAAGAAGAUGCCCAAGUUGAUAUUCGGGUGAAUUUUCAAGGUAAAUGUAUCUUUGUGUUCAUUUUUAAUUGUGUUCCACCUAAUGGUCAGGAAGUCAUCUUUCCUAACGUGAUCUUCAUGUCAUGAAUAAUACCAAAGAUUAGUAAACACGAGGCAGAAACGAGGUUGUCAAUUUCUUCCGUUGUUACUUUUAUUGUAAUGAAAGUGAUUUUAAAAUAAAUCAUCGUUUGUCGAUAGAGAAUGUUCCUCGUAAUUAAAUCUUUUCGAAAGUAAAUGUUAUUUGCGUGGGUCUUUUGCAAAUGACGCUUUUUGGGUCUUAGUUACUUCAAAGAACUUUUGUUCUCGCUUCAAGAAAAUUUAUUCCAAGACGCCCACAAAAAUUUGUGUCAUUUGCGGUUUUUGACGAUUUCACAUCAGCGAUUUGUGACCUGUAAUAAUUUCUAUUUUUUAUUUAUUCUGUAGAUGAAAACUUUUACCCCGUCUUUUUAGUCUGUUGUAGAUUGCUAAAUUUUAUUUUGACAAAUGUUGUCGACGGCCUCGUGUAGCUUGCGUCGGAAAAUACUUUGGUAAUAACAUUUUUGAAAGGAACAAUAGAAUGGCAUAUAAAUUCCCAAUGUUCUUUCUUGAGGUCGAUUUUAAUGUUAGAGAAAUAUCUUUUUUACACCGUGUGAUGUUUCAUCUUGAGAACAAAUUAAUCUUGUGUGGGUAGUCUGUUCUAAAAUUUCCAUUUUAAUUGCUAUUGUUUCUUUUAACUAAAUAAUAAAUGAAAAAAUACACGUCCAGAAAGGUCGAUUUUUACUUUCGAUUGUUUUUAACUCGCGUUUGAAAGGUUGCAAUCUUUCUGAGAUACAAGCACCUUUUUAGCUUCCUCUAAAAGUGCUUGGUUUUUCUGUAUGAGUUCAUAGUUGGUGGUUUUCAACUCCAACAAACCCAGGAUUUUGUCAUGUCCUUGCACAGGUAGACUGAAAGUAUGGUGUUAAAUUUUACCAGCUGAAGUGCAUUAUGGAGUGAGAGCCAUAGAUCAAAAAACUCUGUUGUGAUAAUAUUCUCCUCAGAAUGACAAUAGCUGCAAUAUUUCAUUACCAAGUGGGUGGCAUGUCUUAAACUCUAAGAUACAAUGCCUCCAUCUAUCAUUAGAAGUUAACAUUAAGAGUCAGAUUUAUUGCGAUGCCUACAACAAUAGUCAAGAUUGACUUUUAUGAGAACAUUUGGGUUAUAUUUACUUGCAGCUUUUACCAAAUUGUGUUAAAAGAAAAUGGAACGAGAGACAAGCCUGUAUUACUCUAUCUUGCUUUCUCUGUGUGUGCUUUUAAGGGUCAUAACUCUAGAAAUUUACUUGCUAAUAAUAUAAAUCUCAGUUACUUAAUAUAAACAUAGAAAGUCACUUAUCAGUGCACUAGAGUAAAUUUAGCUUGUGCUUACAAUUCAGCCGUCACCAAUGACGUAAAGAACAACCUGUUUUAACAUCAAUCAAUAUUAGUUAAGUGUGUAUAUAGGAUAGAAGAUUAAUGACGUGAAAAUUCAAGACUAGUAUCAAUACAGGUUCCGUCCUUAGAAACUUGUUCCUCUUCACAGAUUCUUAAGGAUCCUCUUUUGUUCUAUAAAAGUGCUAUGUACCAUGUAAACCAAUGGCUGAUGAAGUGACCUCUGAUCAUUUACAAAAAUAUGUAGGCUACACAUAUAAAGGAACCUAGAAAUUUUUUAACCACAAGAUUAAUACACUGUAAGUAAUUAGUUCAGUAUUAUGAAGAGGGCAAAGACCACAACUGGUCCUCUUAUGUUGGGGUUUUCAAAGCAGGAUUAAAAUAACCCAGGAUUAGCACACAAAUUCAAUUCAAAUCGGUACAUUAUGAAGCAAAUUCCUGUAAAUUCUUAUUGCCUACAAUUUGGCACUUGUGGACGCUCUAAAAUGACCAGUUACAGUGACGAGGAAAAUGCUUUCAAACUAAUAAAAGAAAAGACACUGACAGGGAAAAUGCUUUUGAACAACAGCAACAACAAAAGAUCUUGAAUUCAUUUAACCACAGAUCAGUAAUAAUCAGCAAUCAAAUAAUCUGGCCCAGUCGGCUAAGUAGAGCGUCUGUGUGUGUGAGAACCAUGCACUAUAGCAUUAAAUAAGACGUUUCUUUUUGGUAAUUAAUGCAUCUAGUGUCUCAGAAUAAUUUAUUGCUUUAUUGACACUUGGUACAUCUACACCUUAAAUUGACUAGAGCAAAAUUGUCUCUAUCAGGUUCAAUGGUAUCUUAAAACUUUUCCCACACACUGUCAUUUAAGUUUUAAUUGAAGAAGAACCAAGUGAUAUUGCAGCCAUUUCUUUCCAUGUAGAAGCUCAUAUGAAGAAUAUAUUUAAGUGGAAGCCCUUAUCACUACAUCUCUUGUCCUUCUCAUAAAUUCAAAACAGAAUUUAGUCAAGUGAUCUCAAUGGUACUUACAAAAAGAAAAGUGUUAUUUGUAAAGAAGAGCUAUUGCCUUAAGAAUUACUGUGUAAACUUUUAUCAGUGGUGAAUGUUUUUAGCCCCCCACUCCCUCCUCGAUUGUUCACCCAGGCAUACCCCAGCUAAUAGUUUCAUGCACAAGGUUCUCAUUAAGUUUUCAAGUAGACAGCUAAGAUGUAAGAGUAGGCGGAUUGCCAGUCAAGUGCAAAGGGAACUGCAUGCUUCCACCUCUCAUGGUACCAAAAAUAGUAGGCGGCUGAAAAUUUAUCAGAAGCAGCUGCUUUUUAGUCAGUUGCUGGGAGUCAAUGAAAACCUUGUGUGCAAGGCUAGUCCCCUAGAUGCAGAAUGCAAAAGAAGGCCUGCCCAGUUUUGUAUUUGACUAUUUUAUUUUCUUGAGUAAUAACAACCCUUUAUAGAUGUUCUCCUUAUUUGUCAUAUACAUAUAGCUUUCAUAGUAAAUGUAGUUGGGAGACGUGUUUGAAAAAGGAUGAGAGUUUGUUUGUGAUCCUGUGCGACAUCUCCUGGUCACUGCUAAGGCAAAGAUGGCAAAGCUCUUUACCCAGCUAAUAUUAAGUUUCUCUUUUCCUCUUUCUCAUGUUGAUCUGUCUUUUUACUCAGACAUCCCGUCUCCAACAAGAAAGAAAGGUAGCACUUCAACUUCAGAAGACUGUGUUGUGCCAGAUAUUGAUGAUGAGGAUAAUGUAUUCAAUUUUGAGCAACCCAGAGUGCCAGCUGGUAUGUAUUUCAUCUCAAGUCUGGUUGUGUAAUGGGUGAAAUAAUAUUAAUGGCACAAAUUAUGAGCCUUUGAAAAAAAUCAAAUGCUGACAUAUUCUUUUUGGCAUAUAAAUGCACAAUAUCACUAGAUAAUAACUUGCAGUGUCAGCAUUUUUUUAGAUCUUUGUAUGUGCUGUUUUAUAGUUGAUGCACAUAUCUUUUUUAACGUACAUUCAAUAUUACCGAGGCUGUACAUUUUGUUAGUUAGUUAGCCUUUCUUUCUUAUAUUAGUACAACAAAGUUUUAUGUUUGGUUCACAUACAGUAGAACCCCCAUUGAGUGGCCACCCUCUAUUAAGCAGCCAGUACAGCUGUGAUCAAAGUACCAAAAUAAUUGUAGAAAAGAAUGGGAAAUUAAACCUCUGACAAUGGAACCUCAAUAUAACAGGCUCACUGACAAAAUUUGUUCAUCAUAUCGAGGUUCUUUUCCGUACUUUUUUCUGUUACUGGGGUAAAGAAUAUUGUACGUACGCUAUACCAAGGACUUCGUUAUACAGAGGUUCAUUAUAUUGAGGUUCCAUUGUAUUAAGCGACCACUUCUAUUGAGCGGCCACUGACACAUUUUAGCCAUCGCAACCGAUAGUUCUCUCAAUGUUAUCACCUUCAUCUAUUAAUGAAUAUGACGAAGGAAUAUACAGUCAGGGAUUAGACGGUGAUGAUCAAUUGUGGAUGUGGACCAGUAACACUUCUCCUUUAAUUGCAUGUUUGUAUUAAGAUAAGCUGAUGUUUCUGCUAAUUAUUAUGCUAAUUUAUGACAAAACUCUAUAUUUGCGUAGCCAACCUCCAUUUAGCGGCCACUGCUGAUGCCCCUAGGAUGGCCACUUAAUCAAGAGGUUCAACUUUGCAUAAACUGUAUGAACUAAAAGCUAAUCGCUACUAUUUUAUCAAUUGUCAGAUCCUAGAGUGUGGAACAAAUGGGAAGUAAUGGAGUGGCUCAAAUGGGCAACAGAGAGGUACAGCAUAAGAGAGGUCACUGCUGACAAGUUCCUAAUGAAUGGAAAGGGCCUGUGUAUGCUGAAUGUGGAUGGUUUUCUCUACCGAGUUCCAAGAGGUGGAGACAUACUUUACAGCGAUUUCAAUAAACGUGUGACAGCUGCUGUGGAACAGUCGCGGCAUCUGGAAAGCUAUUUGAACCCUGGAGCAGCUUCAAAUUUCUACUAUGUCUACUGAGAAAACAGAUAAUUUAUUUGAAGAAAAUACAGACUAUUGAAUAGAGAGUAUGAUAUUAAGCCUGAGAUAAGGCUGCAAGCAUAAAGUACUGUAUAAUAUUUAAACCAAAAUGCUAUUUUGUGUAUAUAUUGGAAUUUGCACAUGGGAUGUGGGUUGCUCUUUUUGUCCCUUGUCAUUUAGGCCUUGUAGUUGAGAGAAUGCCUGUCUGAGAAGUUUUUCUUCAAAGCUUUGAAGAAGACGUUUCAAAUGUUAGUCCGGAUUCAAAAUGGGAUGGGGUUAAUUUAUUUAAUGCAAGAGAAACAAACACCGUCAUUUUCUUAAAACCUAGAUAACCAGUUGUAAGUCUCUCCUCAUGGGCCCAGUUGUUCGAACGCUAGUUAGCGCUAACCAGGGGUUAAAUUUUAUCUCGGGUUUCUUUUUCUUUUGUCAAAAGUACUCUCUCGGAUUAUUUUCUUGAUUCUUUUUCAAGUAUCCAAUCAUCAAAUUGUAAGCAAAGAGAAUUGAACUGAAUUUGCUUUUUAAGCUAUCAUAUCUGAGUUCAAAUGUCGCACUAACCCUGGGUUAUCUUAACCCAGCUUCGAACAACCUGGCCAUGGUUGCAAAGCUCUGCCUGUCAGUCUCCCUCUCUUUGGGUUCUCGUACUUUUUCAAACAUUUCAAAUGUUGUCAACUUUUUAGGCCACAUUUUUUGUACUUGUACUUAUGUUCUGUUGAUUUCUGGUUAUGCAAAAUCCAACAAAAAUUGAAUCAUUGAAGGUCAAUGAAUUGCCGGUCUUAGAAAUUAGGAACUGACAUAGUUUACAUUCAACAGAACUUCAAAUUGUCAUUCUGGUCUUCUUUCACUGUCACAUACAACGACUUGUGGCCUCAUUUCCUCUAUCUUUCACACACUCACUCAUAUUCUCUUUUUGUUUUGGGCAGUUGUGGAGCUAGUCUGCUACACAGCCGUUUCCCCUUAUGGGGAGGAACGUUGCGUGACGACACUAAAAACGGCUGUGUAGCAGACUUUUGUGGAGCUUACUAGGCAAUAAGUAUUAUUCUAUGUCGAAUUUUGUGUUGUUACAAAUUUAAAAGUACAUAUUUGAGCUUAGGGCUGGUUUUUGCAUGAAUUUAAUUUUAACAAGAUAUUUGCUGUAAGUAGAAGCUUAAAUGCUGUAAGUUAAAUUUAAUUAUUUUAAUGGAUUAACAACGAGAGAAAUUAUGAGCGGGAUUUGAAACGGAUAUUGAAUGGGGUUUAAAGAAUUUUAAAACAAGAAAAAUUGCACCUUUCAUAGCAAAGUUAGGUCCACGUUUUGUUUCUCUUAUUGACGUUUUCUUUGAACGAAAAAUUACAAAGAAAUAUUUUAAGGUUGGGCGUGGUUGUUAAACAACAGUCGUCUCAUCUGGAAAACAUUGCAUGAAUUUUACUGGGCCAAGUUGUACUUAAAAAUUCCAUAAAAUAAUAAAGUGCCUUGGCAUUUCGUGAUGGAAGAGAUUUUUUAGUUGUGUAGAGCGGAAUGUUAGAGUGCAGGGGUCAAGAAGUUGUUUUUAAGGGGUUAAUAUUUGGUCGCAUUUGUAACUGUUGAAACUGCAUUAAGGCAGUUUCAAGGGACGAGAAUUUUCCCAACAUUUCAUGGAAGCUACGCACAAAAUGGCCUUUCGAAAACAAAAACAAGGGAAGUAUUGUUUUAUUCUUUAGAAGUAUUUUAAAAGGUGUGAGCAAUGAUGACCAACGUUCAGUUUUCAGGCGUCUCAUUUAGUGAUGUACUGAGAUCCACUUUGAAGAAAAAAUAAUGUUCACUUCUCUGAAACUCUGUACCAUUACGCCAUUAGGCAUGUGCGUAACUGGAAAAAAAAAUUACAACAAACGAAACAAAAUGGAGAAACAAUGCAGAAAACGCCGGCAAAUUGCCUACGUAAAUCUGUCCGCUUCAACUUCAUGUACAUUAUUGUUUCAAGCCAAAUGCGGUGUUUUUCCUACCCUAAGAAAACAGCCGACAUUCCACGACGCCAACACUGGUUCCCCCUCGAAAUAACGUCUGAGAAACGAUCGCAGAAAUUCCAUACCGAUGACGCGUCACUACCGGGAUCUGAUUGGCUGGAAAUUUGCUUCAACCAGCCACAUCGGCACGCGUGCAAAACGUCUGCGCAUGCGCAAGGUCUCUAUUUUCAAUAAUUUUAAAAUUUGCAAAAUCUUCCCCAUUUAAAUUGAAAAACAUUUAGGAAUGUUUGAUAUGUUUAAUGGUUUGCAGCCGGUUCUAGUAUUAAGCACAACAAAAAAAUUACUUAAACUAACUUAACUAACUAACUGGUAAAGUCGUCCAGUACAAGGUUUUUCCGUCCUUGUUUUUCCACUUAGCAUGCAUUGGUCGUUUUCGUUGUUCGCAUUGACCGAGCUCAGCAACAUGAUGAAGCGAGCGUGGACUUUCAAACAUGAUUUUCGCCUUUGGUGCAAGGAGGAAAGUAUGUGGUGCAAAAGAGAGAAACUAAAGCAAUUAAUAAACUUUGUGUUCGUGAAAUUCUAAGCUUAUCUUUUGUGUGUGAAGCUUACUUUUUUGAAUUUCGCGGCCGGAAUCUAGUUUGUUUUGGUAUCGCGUAUAAUUUUGAAGGCAUGCGCACUGCGUUUUUCACGCGUGUCAGCCACAUCUGGGUAAUGACACGUCAUCAGUAUGGAAUUUCUGCACUCGUUUCUCAGACGUCAUUUCACGGGGAAACCAGUGGCGAUGACGCAAAUGUCGGCUUUUUUCUCAGGCUAUGGUCUCCUCCGAUUUUGCCAUUCGUUGAAGCCGAUCGGCUGCUGUCUAAAGAACACGGAUCUACGAACAAAGGAGAUGGCUUCGUCACAAUACUAGUGGUGGGCCACUCCAUUCAGGCAAUUUCCUGAUUCAGGAAAGCAACCUCGUUCCCAGAAUUCACUCUCUUCCCGAUCAUGAGAAAGAGGUUUUCAGAAAUGUGCUUUCGUGAUAGCAUAGUUAUUAAAGUGGAAUGGUUGUGAAACCCGUGAGACUUCUUGCUAGCUCUUUUGGACCUGAUUUUGUACAACGUUUAAUAGCAUUCCUAUCAUUUUGAACUUACUGACCAACAGAAACAUCGCAUUGAUUUAUUCAGUCACAAUUUGUGAACAGAAAACAAAGGAUUGUGCACAGUCAGCGAGCUUCCAACAUAAACUACAGCACCAUUGUUUUCGACUUCGGUGUUUGCCGGCUUUCAUUACCAGUCUCCUUAACUAACUACGGUGAUGGAGACGCCUCCAGGCUGGGGUGGCCGGCGGGAAGACGCAAGAAAAGACUAGGGUCUCCCAGCGUCAUAAAUGAAAAGAAACACAACGAGGGUCACUGAAAUUUUAUCAAGCCACCCGCGAGAAUACUACUCGGGAAACCGGUUAGGUUGGGAGUAAAACAAAACUCUGCGUGUCCCCGGAACUGUUUCGAGCUACAUCCGUUAAAUUAAAUGAAAUGUUUUCAGAUUGACCUGGAAUGAAACUUUUUUAGAGGAAUGAAACUUGCCUCGUACCUGUACGUCGUCUUCCCAGGCCUUCUCCGUCAAUGCAUUUUGAUGAAGUAUCCGAGACGAACGGCCGAAAUGAGGCCUAAGCACUAGACAAGAAAACGCUGAUCUUCGCUGGC
Porites evermanni is the source of this 8650-nucleotide messenger RNA. The record is from the annotation of a GenBank genome assembly. NCBI's taxonomy places the organism in Eukaryota, Metazoa, Cnidaria, Anthozoa, Scleractinia, Poritidae.